AUGGGCUCAGGGAGAGCAACAACUGUGAAAAUUACAGUGAGAGGCAGAGCCACCAAACUCAGCUCAGCUAAGAGCAGCUGCAGACCCAUGGGAAGAAAAGCCUCUGAGUUUCUUGGCAUCAUAUACCAUAAUUUUGAAUUCCAGGAAGCUGAUUCUGAUCUGGAUUGUAUUCUAUACAGGCUGGAAUAUGAAAUCAAGAAGUAUCCUAAUUCAGCUGGUGGGAAAGAUCCAGUUACACACUUGAAGAAAUUGUCAGCAAUAAAGUCUUUUCAUCCAACUUUGCCUACACGCUUUAAACCAGUUGCUGUUGAACAGAAAGAGAUGAAAGGCCACGUUUAUAUUACUUUGAAUAAGACUAUGACCGUGAUACAAGAAAUGCAAAAGCUAACAGACCUGGAGCUGUCACCACUGACUGAAGAAGAAAAAACUGCAGAAAAGCAAUUAAAAUCUCACGUGCCAGACUUUGAAAAAAUGAACUUGCCCAAGGGAACUCUAAUAGAGAAGACAUCAGUUUCAGAGAAAUUUAGGAAGAUGUCUUAA
Molecule: messenger RNA, 540 nt
Organism: Chrysochloris asiatica (Cape golden mole)
Lineage: Eukaryota; Metazoa; Chordata; Mammalia; Afrosoricida; Chrysochloridae
Product: spindle and kinetochore-associated protein 2-like
Exons: 1
Coding region: 1-540 (179 amino acids)
Biological process (GO): cell division; chromosome segregation; mitotic cell cycle
Cellular component (GO): spindle microtubule; outer kinetochore
Molecular function (GO): microtubule binding
Source: RefSeq, a predicted model, not a curated record